AUGAAGGUCGAGUUUGCCCCCAUCAACAUCCCCCUAAAGAGGAGGAUCCAGACAGUCGCCGUGCUGCAGUGGAUCUUCUCCUUCCUCCUGCUGGCAGAGUUUUGCUGUGGAUUCUUCGUGAUCCUGAUCCUGGGCAACUUCUGGUUCCUCGCUGUUCUGUACCUGCUGUGGCUCUACCUCGACUGGGAAACGCCAUGCACAGGGGGCAGACGGUCCCAGUGGGUCAGAAGCUGGACUGUUUGGAAGUACUUUAGGGAAUACUUUCCCAUUCACCUUAUAAAAACUUCAGAUCUGAGUCCAAAUCACAACUACUUACUUGGCUUUCACCCUCAUGGAGUCCUGGUAGCUGGAGCCUUUGGAAACUUUUGCACCGGUCCAAGUUUCAAAAAUUUAUUUCCUGGGCUUACUCCAUAUCUUCAUAUCAUGCCCAUCUGGUUUGGCUGUCCCUUCUUCAGAGAAUACAUAAUGAGUGCUGGAAUGGUUUCUGCAUCCAAGGAGAGCGUCUCAUACGUGCUGAGUAACGAAGGAGGUGGCCACGCGUCCAUCAUUGUGAUCGGAGGAGCAGAGGAAUCUCUGAAUGCACAUCCUGGAAGUUUAACUUUGAACAUCCUCAAGAGGAAGGGCUUUAUUAAAAUGGCCUUGAAACAUGGGGCUCAUCUGGUCCCAGUGUUUUCCUUUGGUGAAAAUGAACUAUUCAAGCAAGUUGCAAACCCCAAAGGUUCAUGGCUCAGAAAUGUACAGGAGAAGCUGCAAAAGAUAAUGGGCUUUGCUUUACCGCUGUUCCAUGCUAGAGGAGUAUUUCAAUACAGUUUUGGCUUAAUACCUUACAGGCAACCUAUUCAUACUGUUGUGGGAAGCCCCAUCCCUGUAAAACGGAACUUGAACCCCACCACUGAAGAGAUUGAGCAGCUACAUGCAUUGUAUCUACAGAAACUAAGAAAAUUAUUUGAAGAACACAAAAGGAAUUAUGGGAUCCCUGAGCAUAAAUCUCUCAUCUUCGAGUAG
Gymnogyps californianus (California condor) is the source of this 1005-nucleotide messenger RNA. RefSeq names its product monoacylglycerol O-acyltransferase 1 (gene MOGAT1). The coding region runs from base 1 to 1005 and encodes 334 amino acids. The record is from RefSeq and is a predicted model, not a curated record. Lineage: Eukaryota; Metazoa; Chordata; Aves; Accipitriformes; Cathartidae. Gene Ontology annotation, biological process: triglyceride biosynthetic process; diacylglycerol biosynthetic process. Gene Ontology annotation, molecular function: diacylglycerol O-acyltransferase activity. Gene Ontology annotation, cellular component: endoplasmic reticulum membrane. The transcript has 6 exons.